AUGUUUGGCAUUGGCCUGCACCUAGCACGAUUCGCACAACCACCAUCGGCCUUCCUGAAGGCGAACGACGCCCUCGUUGACCUAUUCAGUUCUACCCUUAUUGGUGCCAUACUCUUGGUUCCUCGACAGUACAGUUCUGAAAAUUCCAGAGUUAUUACCAUGGCCGAGUUCUCCUUAUCUAAUUGCUCAGGCGAGACUCACGAGUCGCGACCCAGUCAAUUAUUCGGGCUCACCAGCUCAAAUUACACUACACUACAAACAAGCCGUAGUUGUGAACAAGUUACAAAUAUACAGUAUUCCUCCGCAGUAACGCUCAUCCCCAACCUCGCAUCCCUACGUCUUUCUGCCGCCUCUAUCCAGCUCUGGUCCUCAUACCCAUACUCUUCCACCCAGGCCUCCAUUCCCCCGGCUGUCCAAUUUGACGGGAGUCCCGCACUUGUUGCACACCACACGUUGUUUGGUGAUGGAUUCGACGUCGACGCAAGGAUCCUGUUGAAGAAAUUGGAGGCGCUUUUCGUCCAUCUUGCUCACCUUUGUUCCUGGGAAUUGAGCUGGCUGGACAAGACGCCGCAAAAACGUCUUUCUCAGCUCCGCGGAGUCGAGCAAGGUUUCGCUCGGGUGCGCAUCUCUAAUUCAUCAUCGUUCGCAUCGGGGUGGGAGGAAACGAGGCAAACGUACCUUUUACGAUCCGAUACAUGCUCAUCGUCUUUGUUAUUGUCGUCGUCCAAGUCGACGGAGCUGCUAAGAACGGAAUCAGACAUGGCUCACGGACAAAGUAUCCUGGAACCACUGUCACCUGGUACUACAUACAUCCUAGUCGCCAGAUUUAGUGGGAUGCUAUUGCGAGAGAAGUCCACUUACGUCGACAAAUCCGAGUCCCUCUUAUACCAGGUGGUCAAUGGCGGAUAUGGGUUGACACGGUGGGAUAUAUCCAUUCCAACCAUCUCAUUCGAUGGCCUCAUCGAUAGACGAGGCGCGCUACACGCUGUUGCAGCUGGCAAGACGAGGUCAUCGAAUUUGGUGUGCUUAGAACUACCGGUAUGCAGCGAAGUCAUGUGCCCACCGAGAAAUGAGAAUGAUUAA
Guyanagaster necrorhizus is the source of this 1083-nucleotide messenger RNA. RefSeq lists its product as uncharacterized. The transcript is spliced from 4 exons. The record is from RefSeq and is a predicted model, not a curated record. The coding region runs from base 1 to 1083 and encodes 360 amino acids. NCBI's taxonomy places the organism in Eukaryota, Fungi, Basidiomycota, Agaricomycetes, Agaricales, Physalacriaceae.